Molecule: messenger RNA, 2486 nt
Organism: Chelonia mydas (Green sea turtle)
Lineage: Eukaryota; Metazoa; Chordata; Testudines; Cheloniidae
Gene: CCN2
Product: cellular communication network factor 2
Exons: 5
Coding region: 425-1462 (345 amino acids)
Biological process (GO): cell adhesion; signal transduction
Cellular component (GO): extracellular region; extracellular matrix
Molecular function (GO): integrin binding; heparin binding
Source: RefSeq, a predicted model, not a curated record
GGAUGGAAAUACAGCGCCUUUUUUGUGUGCUGAAGUGUGCCAGCUUUUGCAGACAGGAGGAAUGCUGCGUGUCAAGGGGUCAGGAUCAAUCCGGUGCGAGCUGAUGAGGCAGGAAGGUGGGGAGGAAUGUCAGGAAUGUCGCUGUUUGUGUAGGACUCCAUUCAGCCGAUUGGCGAGCCCGGGGCGCCGGGAGGGUAUAAAAGCAGCCAGGCUCCCUGCUUCAGACCCAUAGAACAACUCGCCUGCCAAAGAGACGGGACCGUGGCGAGGCGCGCAGUCGAGGCGCUCGGACAGCAGGCGGCCUUGGCCAGCAGGCAGGAAACCCAGCGCCACACCGCGGCCCGCUGGCUCGGACUCCCUCCGCCCGCAGGACAGAGCAGCUGAGGAGCCUUUGCACCGCCUAUUGCCGAGCUUGGCCGCACGGAUGGGACCCAGCAGCUUCGCCGUGGCGCUGCUCGUCGCGCUCCUCUGCUGGGAGGUGUCCGGCCAGGACUGCAGCGGGCAGUGCCAGUGCGGGGCGGGGCCGCCCCCCGCCUGCCCGGCCGGGGUGAGCCUGGUGCAGGACGGCUGCGGCUGCUGCAGGGUGUGCGCCAAGCAGCUGGGCGAGCUGUGCACCGAGCGGGACCCCUGCGACCACCACAAGGGGCUCUUCUGCGACUUCGGCUCGCCGGCCAACCGCAGGAUCGGCGUGUGCACCGCUCGGGACGGCGCCCCUUGUGUGUUCGGAGGGAUGGUGUACAGGAGCGGGGAGUCCUUCCAGAGCAGCUGCAAGUACCAGUGCACUUGCCUCGACGGGGCAGUGGGGUGCGUGCCCCUGUGCAGCAUGGAUGUCCGGCUGCCCAGCCCAGACUGCCCUUCCCCCCGAAGAGUCAAGCUCCCCGGGAAGUGCUGCGAGGAAUGGGUGUGCAAUGAGCUCCGAGAACAGACGGCGGUUGGACCCGCUCUAGCUGCUUACAGACCGGAAGACACUUAUGGACCAGAUCAGGCAAUGAUGAUGCGUGCCAACUGCCUGGUCCAGACCACGGAAUGGAGUGCUUGCUCAAAGACCUGUGGAAUGGGCAUCUCCACCAGAGUCACCAAUGACAAUGCCUUCUGCAGACUGGAGAAGCAAAGCAGACUCUGCAUGGUCAGACCUUGUGAGGCAGACCUGGAGGAAAAUAUCAAGAAAGGCAAAAAGUGUAUUCGCACCCCCAGAAUCUCCAAGCCCAUCAAGUUUGAGCUCUCCGGCUGUACCAGUGUGAAGACCUAUCGAGCUAAAUUCUGUGGGGUCUGCACUGAUGGACGUUGUUGCACCCCCCACAGAACAGCCACUCUUCCUGUGGAGUUCAAAUGCCCCGAUGGUGAGGUCAUGAAGAGGAGAAUGAUGUUCAUCAAGACCUGUGCAUGCCACUACAACUGCCCUGGAGACAAUGACAUCUUUGAGUCUCUGUACUACAGAAAGAUGUAUGGAGACAUGGCAUAAAGCAGGAGACGCUAGGCUCUCAACUUGACCUGAUUGGCAUCUCAUUUUGUAACCAUGAUUCGAUAGCACAAAGCAUUUAAAUCUGUUUCCAAAAAGUUCAGACUGCUCCAUGUGACUAAGACAAAUUGUCUUCCAACCCCAAACAUUGGUUUGAAGAAGAAAGUAAAAUGGCUCAUGGGACCACAGCGAAGCACAGCUUCAGAGGACACUGUUCAUGGAGUGGUGUUUAGGGAGUACUAGGGGGCAUAUGCAGGAAGAUCAAUGUUCCCUUAGUAUGGUAACGUGUGUUCCACCUAGUAGUGCAAUUGAAGAAGAGACCCUUAGCAUGUUUGCUGACACUCAUUGAGUGACAGCAAUGGCUGGAAUGUAAAUUACCCAGCAAGGUGCUAAGUAAAAUGUGUUCUGUUGGUGAGGACUGUAAUGUUUCAGCUUUGACACUGAUUCAGAUGACUUGUUCAAGAAGAAUCAGAAUCAUGUCUAUUUGACUGGACAGCUUGUGGCAGUUAAUUUGCCUGUAACAAGCUAGAUUUUAUUAAUAUUGUAAAUACUGUGUGUGUAUAUAUAUGUACAGUUAUCUAAAUUAAUUUAAAGUUUUGUGCCUUUGUUAAUGCUUUGAUACUUUAAUGUUAGCUUUUUUUGUCUGUUUUGAAAGAAAUAGGUAGGACGUAAAGCUUGUCUGACAAUGCAUUCAAAGCAUGAAAUAGAUCCUCUAAUGGAAAUUGUUCAGUUAGGGUGACCAGUGAAUCAAACUCAAGACAGAGAUUGUUUGCGAAAGAUGAGGUGCCUGCAUCCUUGGGAAGCAUCCAUUUGUGUGGUAAAAAUAUGGUUGCCUCGGCUUUAGUGAACAAAUGGCUUUAAGUAAAAUGAAUGGCUCUUCUGUAGCUGAUCAGUUUUUCCACCUGGGAGCAUUUGUUUCUUUCUUUGACCGUGGCUGUUUGAACGGUUUGUUAUUUGUUGAGAAGUGUGACCAAAAGUUACAUGUUUGCACCUUUCUAGUUGAAAAUAAAGUAUUAUAUUUUUUAUA